UGGAGGAGCGCUGAUGAAUCACAUCCGUGAGGCCAAUGGCUUACCAGAGCAGGAAGCUAGGAGAAUAUUUUGGCAGAUCAUCUGUGCCAUACAAUACCUCCAUGAACAAGGCAUCAUUCACGGGGACCUCAAAUCAGAUAACAUCUUGUUAGAUGAGGAUGGCACAGUUAAAAUCUGUGACUUCGGAAUGGGGACCAAGAUCACUCCUGAGAAGAAGCUGACCAAGAUCUGCAGCACGCUGCCAGACACUGCCCCCGAAACACUGUUGCACAAAAAAGAGUUAUUUGCUGGGGACAUUUGGAGACUUGGCAUUAUCCUCUAUGAGAUGGUAGCGGGGUUCACACCAUUCACGGAGAUCCAUCCCUUGCAUCUUAAACAGCUGAUCCUACAGGGCAGGCACUACUGUCCCCGUUCCUUCUCCACAGACCUGCAAAAUCUAAUUGGCAUGCUUCUCACCAUCGACCCCUUGCAGUGGCCACCACUAGAGGAAAUCUUAUGGCACCCAUGGCUCUGCCAGGGUGAACAACCUUCUUGUCCUCCUCCUGAGUUGCUUCCAGAACGCCCAAAACCUGAAAUCCUAAAGUUGAUGUCCGCCUUAGGACACAAUCCCGAAGAAAUUAUAAAAUCCCUCCGGUUAAAAAAAUUUGAUCACCGGAUGGCCACCUAUCUUAUUAUGGAGCAUCAAGCAAGUCAGGGGACAGGUAUUUGCAUCAGAGUGAGGCCAGCAAAUGAGGGUGAUACACCAUCUCCAGACCCCACAGAUCCUACCCCCUCAGCUCUCCUUGAAAACAGUGGUGGACCUGUCCCUGACAGUGACUGCUUUUUCCCAGCAAAUGAGGGUGACAUACCAUCUCCAGACCCCACAGAUUCGACCCCCUCUGCUCUCCUCCAAAAUAGUGCUGGACCUGCCCCCGACGAUGACUCCUUUCUCCCAGGGAAUCAGUUUGACAGGAAACAUGAAUUCUGCAAGACCACCAAAUCCAAUACAAGCUGCCAGCCUUGCAUUGAGUCAGCACCCUCCAGCUCCUGUAAGAAGAGCCCAUGCUGGAAGAGAGUGAAGAGGAGGAUUGUAGUAUUCAUGCAGAAGCUUAACAAUUGCUGCCUGCCAACCUGGAAAAAGAACAGAGUGGCUCCAGUGGGACAACAAGGUACGCCCUCCUAGCCACACUGAUUGGACAGUAAAGUGAGAUCAGCUAAGCACGGACUUACUGACUUCAAGAAGGAGCAGGGCCAGACAUUCAAACCAGUGUCUCUGGCUUGCCUGACCCUGAGACCUCCAUCCUUCCCACAAGGAGAUGUGUGCACCACUGUAGUCAACUACAGGGCCCUGGUGACAGUGAGUACCUCUGGCGCAGUGCUGAGGAAAAGCAAUUUCUCUUAAGCAAGGGUAAGAGAUAAAGCCUGAUACAGCACAAUACAAAAUAAGCUAACUAGGCUGAACUAAGGUCCAGAACUUAGAAGGGAGGAAAGGAGAAAACUCAGUCCAUGCCUGAAUCUCAGUACCCAAAUCCCCAGCCCAGACCUAGCACCCACAUCUUGGACAAUGGCCAGGCCAAGCGAGGGAGCAAGAGAUAGGGAACAAGCCACCUAUCUUUUCCAUAUGCAGUGGGAGUGCCGUACGUGAAACACUCAGCACCCUGCCUAUGUUGUCAGCAGACUCCCAUGGGUGCACAGUGGGCUGAGGGGGCACCCAACAAUGCUUAGCAGGAGGAGCAGAAGGAAGUGGAAACCUGGUUCUGUCACACAAUCAGAAAACAAUGCUGUGACUCCCAGGGGAGACUCCCAGGAGCUAGAAGAGAGGAGGCGCGCCUCUUGCUGCUUUUGUGGGCAGAAAGAAAACAGACUGCGGUGAUUGUUGUCUGCCACAGAGCCUUUCGGCCAUGUUAUAGGCAAGAAGAACCAGUGAAGGGAAGGCUGGAAAAGCCUACAAUAUUUAUCCUCCAAACUGACCACAAUAAUUGGAUACGUGGAGUUCUGAAGGGGAGCAUGGCUGGAACUCAAAGCUACGACCCUAGUUAGGAGCACGUGACAGCCUUCACACCUCCUGCUCUGCAAACUCUGGAUCAAGCAGUAGCUGGAGCCCAAACUCCUGAAGAUGUGGUGGUGGUAACAGGAUCAGAUCAUGUCACACCCAAGGAGCUGCACGGGAGGAACCCUUCCAUGACACUGAAAAUGAAGUCAACUCUGAGUUCCUGAAAGAACGCUUUUAAAAAUCUAAGAAAUAUAGGUGGUGAGACAUAAAUGUAUCCCUUCAUCACAUUGUUCCUGGUAGGAUACUUACCCUCACUGAGCAAUGCUCUUCAGAAACUGUGGGAAACUCUUGGAAGACUUUCCAUCCAGAACAAAGAAAUCUUGUGGUGAUUACCGUACAAAGAGAAUCAAUGAUCAUCAUCCAGCAGAGGGCUCAAGGCCCAGGGGAACCACUGGCCAGAAGAAGCUGUGUCCUUGAUCUGGCUGUGGAAGGUCAUCUGGUGAACAUCCUGUUGAUCUCCGAGGUGACUAAAAAGGAAACCUUUGCUUGGUCGGACCAUCGAGAUUUUAACUAACUUCUGUUGUAGCAGUCUGCAUUAUUGCUACCAAAAGCGGGCAGGGUCUCACUAAA
Messenger RNA from Chinchilla lanigera (long-tailed chinchilla), 2602 nucleotides. Its product is annotated as sperm motility kinase Z-like. Gene Ontology annotation, biological process: intracellular signal transduction; protein phosphorylation. Gene Ontology annotation, molecular function: ATP binding; protein serine/threonine kinase activity. The record is from RefSeq and is a predicted model, not a curated record. The transcript is spliced from 7 exons. Bases 14 to 1162 code for a protein of 382 amino acids. Gene Ontology annotation, cellular component: cytoplasm. Lineage: Eukaryota; Metazoa; Chordata; Mammalia; Rodentia; Chinchillidae.